UUUCCGGUUGGUGCCUCUUUCCUUCCCUUCUACACUGAGCUCGGCCUGGGAGAUCAGCGGCCGCAGCCAUGGCGCUUUAUAACUUUAAGAAGAUCAUGGUGGUCCCUCCCGCUAAGGACUUCAUAGAUCUGACUUUAUCCAAGACCCAAAGAAAGACGCCAACUGUAAUCCACAAACAUUAUCAGAUCAACCGCAUUCGGCAGUUUUACAUGAGGAAAGUGAAGUACACCCAGCAGAAUUACCACGACCGCUUGUCCCAAAUUCUCACAGAUUUCCCUAAACUCGAUGAUGUGCACCCGUUUUAUGCCGACCUAAUGAAUGUCCUGUAUGACAAAGAUCAUUACAAACUGGCACUGGGACAGCUCAACAUCGCCAAGAAUCUGAUUGACAACGUGGCUAAGGAUUAUGUGCGGCUGAUGAAGUACGGGGACUCUCUGUAUCGCUGCAAGCAGUUAAAGCGAGCGGCUCUGGGGCGAAUGUGCACAAUUAUCAAAAGGCAGAAGCAGAGCCUGGAAUACCUGGAACAAGUCCGGCAACAUCUGUCCCGUCUGCCAACCAUUGACCCAAACACCAGAACUCUCCUCCUGUGCGGUUAUCCCAAUGUGGGGAAAUCCAGCUUCAUAAACAAGGUGACUAGGGCAGACGUGGAGGUGCAGCCAUACGCCUUCACCACAAAGUCCCUAUUUGUGGGCCAUAUGGAUUAUAAAUACCUACGGUGGCAGGUUGUAGACACCCCUGGAAUCCUUGACCACCCCCUAGAGGAGAGGAACACCAUAGAGAUGCAGGCAAUCACCGCCCUUGCUCACUUGCGUGCCGCCAUUCUCUACGUGAUGGACAUCUCCGAGCAGUGCGGCCACACCAUAGAGCAGCAGCUGGAGCUCUUCAACAACAUUCGCCCCCUAUUUUCCAACAAACCUCUGAUUAUCGUCAUGAAUAAAUGUGAUAUUAAGAGGGUCUCUGAACUCCCUGAUGAGCAGAGGAAAAUAUUCCAGGAUUUGGAAAGCGAAGGCCUGACUGUGAUCGAGACCAGCACCCUCACUGAUGAAGGGGUGAUGACCGUCAAAACUGAGGCGUGCGAUCGACUGUUGGUUCAUCGCGUUGAAACCAAAAUGAAAGGCAAUAAGGUGAACGAUGUACUGAACAGGCUGCACUUGGCCGUGCCAUCAAAGAGAGAUGAGAAGGAGCGACUGCCAUUUAUCCCUGAGGGCGCACUAGCCAGAAAGAAGCGCAUGGUUACAGAUGCACCUAAAAAGAGACUGGAAAAGGAUAUCGAGGUGGAAAUGGGAGACGAUUAUAUCUUGGAUCUGCAGAAAUACUGGGACCUCAUGAAUCCAUCUGAGAGAACCGACAAAGUCCCCGAAAUUUGGCAGGGUCACAAUAUUGCUGAUUAUAUUGAUCCGGAGAUCAUGAAGAAACUGGAAGAGCUGGAGAAAGAGGAGGAACUGCGGGAAGGCGCCGGGGAGUACGACAGCGAUAUUGAGAGCGAGGACGAAGAAAUGACCGAAAUCCGAGAGCUGGCACAGCAGAUCCGGGAGAAGAAAAAGCUGAAGAUCCUCGAGUCAAAGGAGAAAGAUAUACACGCACCGCGACUGCCUAGAACUGUUAAAAAGGUGCAACGCAAGUCCUUAGAGAAAGAGAUGAGUUCCCUGGGCCUUGACAUGACCGAGAAAGAUCAGACACAUUACGCAGCGCAGGCGAGAUCGAGGAGUCUGCAAAGGAAGCGCAAGCGUGACGAGUCUGAGCCGCCCGUGUCCGCCGCCCGCAGCAGAAGCAGCUCCAAGACACCGCGAGAUCAGUCUGGCAUGCGUGAUGUCAAGAUGGUGAAAAAGGCUAAAAAGAUCAUGAAGAAUUCCCAGAAGAAGGGCAAUCGUUUGGGCAAGAGAGGAGAGGCCGACAGGCAUGUGUUUGAUCUGAAACCCAAGCAUUUAUUAGCCGGCAAGAGGAAAUCUGGCAAGACGGACAGAAGAUAACAGAUUAACAAGCAAAGCCCUCCAUCCCAAAGGACCUUGUAUACAGAAAGAACUAAUCUAUAAGGGUGCCAUGCACUUAGCCAGCUCCAUUCUCUCUGCUGUGCAAACCCCAGGCUGCAGCACCCAUACUCACAGAAUUCAGGUGCCAAGAUCAACCCAAACUCUCUGCUGUAAUGGGUGCCCGGAUGCUGGUUCCCAGAUACAUGUUUGUGAAUAAUAAACCUGUAACAUCUGUUCCUAA
Xenopus tropicalis (tropical clawed frog) is the source of this 2211-nucleotide messenger RNA. It is a transcript of the gene gtpbp4, whose product is annotated as GTP binding protein 4. Lineage: Eukaryota; Metazoa; Chordata; Amphibia; Anura; Pipidae. The transcript has 17 exons. The coding region runs from base 69 to 1970 and encodes 633 amino acids. Gene Ontology annotation, cellular component: nucleolus. Gene Ontology annotation, molecular function: metal ion binding; GTPase activity; magnesium ion binding. The record is from RefSeq and is a predicted model, not a curated record.